Molecule: messenger RNA, 3083 nt
Organism: Momordica charantia (bitter melon)
Lineage: Eukaryota; Viridiplantae; Streptophyta; Magnoliopsida; Cucurbitales; Cucurbitaceae
Gene: UGP3
Product: UDP-glucose pyrophosphorylase 3
Biological process (GO): UDP-N-acetylglucosamine biosynthetic process
Molecular function (GO): UDP-N-acetylglucosamine diphosphorylase activity
Source: RefSeq, a predicted model, not a curated record
GUCCAUUGUUUGGCGCCACCUCAGUUGCUCUUCUUCACUCCUCAACCCCAACCAGAUAUUGUUGGCGGUUACAGCUUCUCUCCCCUUUUUCUCCCAUCUCCUUCAACCCAAGCAUAUGCCUCUCGCAUCUUUUUCUUAUCCCUUCUCCAUUUUCAAUUUUAAUUUCAGUUCCCUCUGCAAAAUUCUCACACUCCCUCUCUCUGCUGUCAACAAUGGCGCAGGCGACGCCUGUGCUUCACCAUAACCACCAUUUCCCUCUCUCCUUCACUUCCAAAACCUUGUAUUUUCCACCUUGCCUCACUAGACCUCUCCUCUCUCUCCCUUCCUCUCACUUCUCUUCGUCUUCUUCCUAUGCUGCUGCUUCUUCCUCUUCUCGUUCCCUGCAUAUACCUCGGGUCUCCACAGCUCCGCUUGAGUACGCGCCACCAGCUCCGGAAUAUGGUUUCCAACAGGAGAUUCUUCGGCUGAGAACUCUUUGUGCUAAGCUCUCUGCUCGGAAGAGCGUCAAGGAGAAGUUGAAAGUGAUUGACCGUGAUUCCAGAGUGAAACAAUUCUUCAAUUCCCGCCGAAACUGGUUCUAUAGGGUUUUUCCUGCGCUCAAUUUGGAACUCUACGAGUGUUUCUUGCUCAAAUGUUUGGUUGCGGCGGGGCAAGAACACGUGCUUAGUUUAGGGAUUGAGUCUGUGGAGGGUGAAUUUGAGACGGCGAGGGGUGUGGUGAAGCAUGCGCUUUAUUCUUUGGUGGACAUGAUUGAGAAGUUGGAUGUAAAUGGCAAUGGUGGUGGUGAGAGCUAUGGGAAGGGGGAAACGGUUAUGGAGGAGGAAGAGUUUAGGGACUUGAAGAAGCUCUUGAUGGAUUUAGGAGAAAUCGAAAAAUUUUACGAUUGCAUUGGAGGAAUCAUCGGGUAUCAGAUUAAAGUUCUAGAGCUUCUUACCUGUUCAAAACCUGAAAGAUAUCCAAAGAAUUGGUCUGGACAAAAAAAUCAAGCAAUGGAAUGUGAAUUUUUGGAGAUUCAUUCACCCAAUGGACCUGAUCUUUCUCAAAAUAUAGAUUAUGCAUCUCAAGCAGCAUUGUGGGGAAUUGAGAGUUUACCCGAGUUGGGUGAGAUUUAUCCUUUGGGAGGUGCUGCUGAUAGGCUUGGUUUGGUAGAUCCUGAAACAGGAGAGUGUCUUCCUGCUGCAAUGCUUUCUUAUUGUGGUAGGACUUUAUUGGAAGGUCUUAUAAGAGAUCUUCAGGCUAGAGAAUUCUUGUACAACAAGAUCUAUGGGAAGCAAUGUAUUACACCUGUCGCAAUCAUGACAAGUUCAGCAAAGAAUAACCACAAAAGGAUCAUGUCUCUUUGUGAAAGACUUGGAUGGUUUGGAAGGGGUCGGUCAAAUUUCCAACUCUUUGAACAGCCUCUGGUUCCUGCCAUUGGUGCAGAUGAUGGAUUAUGGUUAGUUACAAAACCUUUUGCUCCUAUAUGCAAGCCUGGUGGUCAUGGUGUUAUAUGGAAGCUUGCACGUGAUAAAGGUAUCUUCAAGUGGUUUUAUGAUCAUGGAAGAAAAGGUGCUACGGUUAGGCAAGUAAGUAAUGUCGUGGCAGCUACAGAUCUGACCCUAUUGGCCUUGUCUGGAAUUGGAUUGCGGAACAAAAAGAAACUAGGCUUUGCAUCUUGUAAGAGGACUGCAGGCGCUACAGAAGGAAUCAAUGUUCUGAUUGAGAAGAAGAAUCUUGAUGGGAUGUGGGAAUACGGUUUGUCAUGCAUUGAGUACACUGAGUUUGACAAGUAUGGGAUCACAGAAGGACCUAGUUCCACAGUCAGUCUGCAGGAGCCAUUCCCUGCCAAUACAAACAUCUUAUACGUGGAUUUACAUUCUGUGGAGUCUGUGGUGUCAACUAAUAGUGAAAAGAGUUUGCCAGGAAUGGUGCUAAAUUUAAAAAAGCCUGUUACAUAUCUUGACCAUUUUGGAAGAAAGCAUAGUGUUCCUGGAGGUCGACUAGAAUGCACAAUGCAAAACAUUGCUGAUAGCUUCUUUAAAACAAGUUCAUCUCGAUGUUAUAACGAUGUAGAAGACAUACUGGGGACUUUCAUUGUGUACAAUGAGCGAAGAAGGGUCACAUCCUCGGCUAAAAGGAAAAGAAAGCAGGACAGUGCGUCCCUACACCAGACUCCAGAUGGUUCGCUUUUGGAUAUCUUGAGAAAUGCACGUGAUCUUCUAUCACCAUGUAAUAUUGAACUUCCUGUGGUUGAAGGUAACAACAAAUAUGUUGAUUCUGGGCCACCAUAUCUCAUCCUUCUACAUCCUGCACUUGGCCCACUUUGGGAGGUUGCUAGACAGAAGUUCUCUGGAGGUUCAAUAUCAGAGGGCUCUGAAUUGCAAGUUGAGGUUGCGGAGUUCCUGUGGAGGAAUGUUCAGCUUGAUGGGAGUCUGAUUGUACUGGCUGAAAAUGUCAUGGGCUCAUUGAAGAUUGAUGAAAACGGUGAAUCAUUAAUCCACUAUGGACAAAGGUGUGGAAGAUGUAAAUUGGAGAAUGUCAAGGUGCUGAAUAAAGGAAUUGUCUGGAAUGCUGAAGACAAUAUUUACUGGAAGCUCGAGGUGCAGCGGUCUGAGGGAUGCAAGAUCAUUUUGCAUGGAAAUGCUGAAUUUGAGGCCAUGAAUGUUGUUUUACAGGGUAAUCAUGUAUUUGAAGUUCCAGAUGGCUACAAACUGAAAAUAGCACCAGGAACUUCAGGUUUUGAAGCUCAGUUAGAUCCCAUUGAGCUUGAUAAGGUGGAUACCGGAACUUGGUGCUGGAACUACAAAAUACAGGAUUCUCAUAUCAAGCUGGAUUAUGUGGAGCUAUAGGUUGCCGAUGAAAUAACUUCACUAUGCCCUUUGUGAAUGCUUGUUCACAGAUGGUCUUCAGAAUAAUCAAGCUGUGCAGAUUGGUUUGGUUAAACAGAAGUUAACCACUUUCAUUCUUCCACACCCCCACCCCCAAAAAAAUCUCCAAUUUUUUUUGUAUAUUCCUGUAAAUUAAAUGUAAAGAUAUAGAUGUUGAGUAAUGAAGUUGUUUGCAUCGGAUUCCAUGAUGAAAUUGAAAGCUCCAUUCUUCAUGAA